AAUUCACAAAACUAAAAUCAAAGGUUGUAAAAGCAGUAGUAAAUAAAUAGCAACAAAGCAAUACUAAAAUAGGUUUAUAGAAUUUCAGAUAUGAAGCAAGCCAGUAAUUUAUCCCCAAAUAGUAGAGUCAAGUGGUAGCAGGACAACUCAAGAGAUCAAUAAUCUUCUAGUUAUUAAUAUAAAGAUGAUUAAUUAUAAUAUUAAAACUAAAAGAAAAAUACUUCGCCAAUACGUUAGCAGUAAAGCAAUAGCUCAAGCAAAUUACUCUCUAAUUCUACAGCAAGUAUUUUAGAAAGAUUGAAAGAAAAGCAAUCUUAACCACCUAAGCUUGUUAUUAGUGGUAAUGGGAAUCAGAAUGGAAAUAAUUAAUAUUUCAACAGUCCAUUCAACAAAUCAAGUAGUAGUCUAAGAUAGAUUUCAAAUGGGAAAAGUCCAAAGAAUUAUUCUAAGUAUUAGCAAUAACCUUAAAAUGAAAGUGAAGUAAUUGAGAAAAUUAACUAAAGUCCUGAAAAAUUGCAAAUCCAUGAAUAAUAUUUGAAAUACUCUUAAGAGCAAAAUAAUGGAAGAUCAUCUAAUUUAUCAAUUAGAACUCCAACAAGCCCUUAAAAAUAAUAAGGCACUUUAAACUCAUUCAAUCAAAAUUAGAAUAAUUCUGGUUUGAAAAAAAUGACAUUAGAAAAUAAAAGUCUGAAUUUCAUACCUGAUAAUUAAGAGCAAUACGGAAGACAUUUAAACAAGAGCAAUAGCGAAAUGAUUGCUUCUAACGUUCUUGAAAAAAUAGUGGAUUUAGAAAUCAAACUCAAGAAAGAGCUAAUUAAAAAUUAGCAUUUAGAAACUUAAGUUGAUAGUCUAAACAAGUAAAAUGACAAGCUAUCAAAACUUAAUCAUGAUUUGACAAUGCAAAAUUCUAAUCUUGUUAACCAAAUUACUACAAACGAUUCAGAUAACAUAACUCCUUCUAAGCAAACAAGCAAAAAAUAAAAAAAUUCUAAUAAUAAUUAAGAAGCUGUAGAUUCAAAUAAUAGUUCUAUGUCUGACAUAAAUGCUAAAGAUGUUAAUUACAUUAAAAGUCUUGAAAAUGAGUGUAACAAGCUAUAAGUUUUGCUCGAAUAAAAAAAUAAAGAAUUACAAAGUUGGAUGCAAAGAUACAUAGAGAUGCAAAAGAAAAAAGAGUAGAAAUUCGAAGAGAGCGAAACAUUUAAUAUUAUGAAAAAGUAGAUUGAAAAAUAUGAGGAAUAUAGUAAGAAAUAAGGUGAAUAGACAAGAAUUAUUGAGAAUCAAAAGUCUUCUAAUGAGAGAUUGAUAGAAAAUUUAAAGGAUGAGGUAGCUAUGUUAAAAGGUGAAAGGGAUACAUGGAUGAAUAAAUAUUAAGAAGCUAUGAAAUAAAAUAAUAAAAGAGACUAAGACGAUAACUACGAAUUUAUGAUGGUUAAGCAGUAGAAGGAUGAGAUACAAUUGAAAUUGGCAUAAUUAACUGAUUAAUUUAAUGAGUAAAAUUAGUUCCUUCAAGAACAAAAACAAUGGACUGAACAUUGGAAAAAUAAAGCAGUUCAACUUGAAACUAAGGUUUUAGAAAGUUAAAAGCAGGACAAUUCAAAAUAUCAACAAAAGAUUGAUGAAUUAGAAACAAGAAUUCAAAAACUAAUGCUAGAAAAUUAAAAUAUUAAGAGCAAUGUAAUUCUAGAAAAUUAAAUACAAGAAAGUGAAAGAUAUGCAAGAGUAAAUGCUGAGAAGCAAGAAAUUUAAAGUUAAUAUAAGCAGCUAUAGAGCAAGUUAGAGCUAUUGGCAAUGGAAUUUAAAAAUGAAAGGGAAGAGAAGAAUCAAUUAGCUAAUUAGCUAGAUUAAUUCAAAAAUGAAAAUACAGAAAUGAGGAUAAAUUAUGAAAAAAAAGUUACUGAUUUAGAAAAUGGAGUUAAAGAGAAGGCUAACAUAAUAGAGCAAAUGAAAAAACAGGAGAAAGAAGAUUAAAUUAAAGAAAUAAAUAAUCGUUAGUAAUAAGAAAUAGAGACUCUUAAAAUGAGAAAUAAGAUAGUUCAAAUUGAAACAGAAUUAGGUAAUGCUAAAAUUGAGCUAGAAAAAUCUCAGUCCAAAACAAAAGAUUACCAAAGAGAAUUAGACACUUGGUCUAAAAAAUGCGAAGCUUUAGAGAGACAACACAAGCAGUAAAUAGAAGAAUUGAAUUAGCAUCAUAGCUAGUUAAAGCAAUCAAACAUAGAAAAAGAAGUUAAGGCAACCAAACUUGAAUCAGAAGGAAAAAUAUUUUAUCUUGAUAAUCAAGUUAAAAUAAUGACCAAAGAGGUCUAAAUUUGGAAAGAAAAAUGCUAAUCUUUAGAAUUAGAAUAUGAAGAAAGCAUCAAACUCAAAAACACAGAGAUAACAGAGAGUUAAAAUAAAAUAUAACUUCUAAACCAAAAGAAUUUAACUAGUUUGAAUGAAUUAAAUGAAAAAUACGAUAAGGAAUAAAAAGCGUAACAAGAGAAAAUUGCUGAGUAAAAGCACCAAAUAAAGAUUUUACAACAGUAAAUUGAAUAAAUACAAUUAGAAAACUAAUCUUUGCAGGAAAACAGCAUCAAGAGAAUAAGAGAGCUGUAAGAUAUAGCAUAGAAAGCUUAAUAGGAUAUUCAAGGGAAUAGCUAUUCUUAGUUAGAUACUAAAAUAAAGCAGUUGUAAAGAUAAUUAUUGCAACUUGAGAUAGAAAAGAACCAAGAAAUCGAUGAGAAGAAUUAAUAAAUAUCUUAGUUAGAAGGAGAUAAAUCUUAAUUAAAAGAAAAAAUACAAUUGUACAGCUAAGAAAUAAAAAAUUUAGUUUCAUAUUUGGAUAAAGAAAAAUAGAAUGUCGAAGACCUAUAAAAACAAAUUUCACAGGCUUAAAGGGAAAAGGAUGACUUAGAAAAUUAGAUGAAUGACAUUAAAGAUUAGUUCGAACACAAGUCUGCUAAUUGCGAUUUCUUACUUUCUGAAAAUGAACAAUUAAAUAAAUAGAUCACUGGAUUGAAGAUCAAAUUAAAUCACUCUCAAAAUGUGUAGUAAUCAAGAUUUUAAUAAUAACAAUCUUAAUAAUAGUAAUAAGAGAUUAGGUAAGUCUAGUAAACUGCUAAUCGCUUAAAUUAGUCCUAGCAAUACCAACAAUCGCAAUAAUAGAAAUAGUAAUUUAAUAACCAGAAUGAAAACUAGUAAUUUAUUUUACAAGGAUAUAUGAACAAGCAAGAUUAUCAUUAAUUUAACAACAUAUCUAACUAAAAUUAAGAAGAUAGCAACGAUAAUUAAUGA
This is a messenger RNA of Tetrahymena thermophila SB210, 3270 nucleotides long. RefSeq lists its product as hypothetical. NCBI's taxonomy places the organism in Eukaryota, Ciliophora, Oligohymenophorea, Hymenostomatida, Tetrahymenidae. The transcript has 7 exons. The record is from RefSeq and is a predicted model, not a curated record.